Cydia amplana is the source of this 783-nucleotide messenger RNA. RefSeq names its product carboxypeptidase N subunit 2-like. Gene Ontology annotation, cellular component: extracellular matrix. Gene Ontology annotation, molecular function: protein binding. Bases 1 to 783 code for a protein of 260 amino acids. The transcript has a single exon. The record is from RefSeq and is a predicted model, not a curated record. NCBI's taxonomy places the organism in Eukaryota, Metazoa, Arthropoda, Insecta, Lepidoptera, Tortricidae.
AUGCGCCCGUGGUGUCGCGUCCGGCGCUACCCGGAGGACCGCGACGACAACUGCGGGGCCGCCGAGCUCCGCGAGGGGGCCUUCGUCGGACUCACUAACAUUACGAUCAUUUACAUGAGGAACAAUGCCGUAGCUCGCAAAGAUCCGGGUGUAUUCCGCCACGCCCCAUCGUUAAAAUCCCUGUACUUCGAAGAUAACAAAUUAAGCGAGCUGCCCGCCUUCCCCGAGCGCUCGUGCCCCAGGUUGACCACGUUGUCUCUGACUUCCAACCGACUCACGGGACUACCUGACGCGGGAACCUUCUCGGCGUGUGCGCACAUACAAGACCUGUAUUUGGACUACAAUCGAAUUACAUAUUUACAUCCUGAAUUAUUUAGUUCAUUGGUCGAACUGGUAAACUUGUAUUUACACGAUAACAAAAUAGCAUUUAUCCCGGACCAAAUGUUUGCGAGGAACACCAAGCUUCGACGGUUACAACUGAAUAACAACAGAUUAACGUACCUACCGCAAGACUUCGUCAGCGGCCUCAAGCAAGCAAACGCCGACUUUGAUACAUUCCUCUUCGACGGCAACCCGUGGCACUGCGCCUGCUUGCUGGAGCUGCUGGCGGACGCUAAGAGCGCCGGCGUGGGGCGCCCGCGACACCACGACGGAACUCGACCCGAGUGCGUGUGUCGCCGAGUCCCCGUGCGCGCGCCUCCCCCCCCACCCCCCACCCCGCGCCGGGAGGGGGGAGCGUGUGAGCCGGGGCUCUUGCCUGUUCUGUGUUCUGUUCUAUUAUAA